AUGAACGUUUUGAAGCUUCAGAGGAAGUUUCCUCAAUUCCAACAAAAUGAGAUCUUCACCUUGUCUGAUGCCUUCCAACGACUUGAUGUUGACGACAAGGGAUACCUUGACGAAGCUACCGCUAUCAAGGCCACGCAACAGAGCGAGAACCAGCCCUACGAUGUCGUGCGCCAAGCGCUGAAGGAAGUCGAGCUUGAUUCAUCACGACGUGUUGAGCUGGAAGACUAUGUCAGCCUCGUUGCCAAGCUCCGCGAUUCCUCACCGGCUCAAAAGCGCAUGUCCACAGGGCCUACUUCGUCUCCAGGAGGUGGAGGAGGCGUCGUUGCACAGCGAACUGGCGGCCAUGCCUCCAAAGGCAGCUUAAGUGGCAAGAUUCAAGUCCAAGGCUCCAAUGCCAACAUCACUCACACCAUCAACGAGGAUGAGCGCACUGAGUUCACCCGUCAUAUCAACGCUGUUCUGGCUGGUGAUGCCGAUAUCGACAGUCGUCUACCCUUUCCCACAGAUACAUUCGAAAUGUUCGACGAAUGCAAGGAUGGUCUAGUCCUAGCUAAGCUCAUCAACGACAGCGUUCCCGACACCAUUGACGAACGUGUUCUCAACAUACCCGGUAGGAAAAUCAAGAACCUAAAUGCGUUUCACAUGAGCGAGAACAACAACAUUGUUAUUGAAUCUGCCAAAGGCAUAGGCUGCUCUGUUGUCAACAUCGGUGCUGGUGACAUCAUUGAGGUCAGAGAACACCUUAUCCUGGGUCUGAUUUGGCAGAUUAUUCGACGAGGACUUUUGGGUAAGAUCGAUAUUAAGCUCCACCCUGAGCUUUAUCGACUGCUUGACGAGGACGAAACCCUUGAGCAGUUCCUCAGACUACCUCCGGAGCAGAUUCUCCUUCGAUGGUUCAAUUAUCAUCUGAAAGCUGCUAAAUGGUCGCGCACUGUCAACAACUUCUCUUCCGAUGUCAAGGAUGGCGAGAACUAUGCGGUCCUGCUUGCGCAGAUUGGUCCUGAAUAUGGUGUCACCCGUGCGCCUUUGCAGAAGCAAGACUUACAUGACCGGGCCGAGGCCGUCCUUCAAGAAGCCGACAAGCUCGGCUGCCGCAAGUUCUUGACACCAAAGUCUCUUGUUGCAGGAAACCCGAAGCUUAACUUGGCUUUCGUGGCCAACCUCUUCAAUAACCAUCCCGCUCUUGACCCUAUUACCGAGGAGGAGAAACUUGAAGUCGAAGACUUUGAUGCGGAGGGAGAGCGUGAGGCCCGAGUUUUCACUUUGUGGCUCAACAGCUUGGACGUCCAGCCUGCAGUAGUUUCCUUCUUCGAUGAUCUUCGGGACGGUGGUAUCCUCCUUCAGGCCUAUGAGAAAGUUAUUCCUAACUCUGUCAAUCCUCGUCACGUCAAUAAACGUCCAGCUCAUGGUGGAGAGAUGUCAAGGUUCAAGGCCGUUGAGAAUACCAACUAUGCGAUCGAACUGGGCAAGCAGAAUGGUUUCUCCCUUGUGGGUAUUCAGGGAGCCGACAUUACUGAUGGACAGAGGACUUUGACUCUUGGUCUCGUGUGGCAGCUCAUGCGCAAAAACAUUACAGUUACCCUGUCCUCAUUGGCCCAGAAGUUGGGCAAGAGGGAGAUUACCGACUCCGAGAUGGUGCGAUGGGCAAACGAUAUGUCGCAAAAGGGCGGCAGGAACUCUGCCAUUCGGUCUUUGAAAGACCCUUCGAUUGGCUCAGGUAUCUUCCUUCUGGAUGUCUUGAACGGAAUGAAGAGCAGUUACGUCGAUUACGACCUUGUGACAGCUGGUCAAACCGACGAGGAUGCUUACUUGAAUGCCAAGCUAAGCAUUAGCAUCGCUCGAAAGCUUGGUGCAACCAUCUGGCUAGUCCCCGAGGAUAUCUGCCAAGUCCGCAGCCGUCUAAUUACCACAUUCAUUGGUUCCCUCAUGGCUACUCACGAAAAGAUGUAG
Messenger RNA from Fusarium pseudograminearum CS3096, 1950 nucleotides. RefSeq lists its product as uncharacterized. Gene Ontology annotation, biological process: actin filament network formation; actin filament bundle assembly. Gene Ontology annotation, molecular function: actin filament binding. Bases 1 to 1950 code for a protein of 649 amino acids. The transcript has 5 exons. The record is from RefSeq and is a predicted model, not a curated record. Gene Ontology annotation, cellular component: cytoplasm; actin filament bundle; actin filament. Lineage: Eukaryota; Fungi; Ascomycota; Sordariomycetes; Hypocreales; Nectriaceae.